Messenger RNA from Desarmillaria tabescens, 1509 nucleotides. Its product is annotated as putative hexose transport-related protein. Gene Ontology annotation, biological process: transmembrane transport; carbohydrate transport. Lineage: Eukaryota; Fungi; Basidiomycota; Agaricomycetes; Agaricales; Physalacriaceae. Gene Ontology annotation, molecular function: carbohydrate:proton symporter activity. The transcript is spliced from 18 exons. Gene Ontology annotation, cellular component: membrane. The coding region runs from base 1 to 1509 and encodes 502 amino acids. The record is from RefSeq and is a predicted model, not a curated record.
AUGGACAGAGCUGUGGGUCUCUUCUCUUUCUUAGGCGGUGCCCAACGGAUCGUUACAAGGACCAAUGCCUACGACAGAUUGAAGUGGCACGAAAACCGGGGCAUGUUGAUUCUGUACUUCUUCAUCUCCAUCAUUUUCGUCGGACAAAUCUUGAAUGGAUAUGAUGGAACUAUCCUUUCCGGCCUUCAGGCUCUUGAUAAAUGGAACGAAGAUCUAGGAUAUCCAAUUUCGAGCGGCAUUGGUAUACUAAACGCGAUUUCCUAUAUGACCGGAAUAUGUGCCGGCCCCGUAGCCUCUGUUAUUGCCGACAAGUGGGGGCGCCGAUGGUGCCUACGUCUUUAUGGCAUCACAAUGUGUGUUGGCACCGUCCUUGGAUGUCUUGCUGGCCUCGAGACCGUGAACGGAUUCGCGCUGUUUGUCAUUUCCAAGGGUAUCAUUGGACUGGCGUCAUUUAUGAUGACCGGGCAGAUCGUUCUUCAGGAAAUCACACAUCCGAGAAACCGGCCAGUUAUUGCUGCCCUCCUUUGUCAAAACUCUUAUAGCCUUGACAUAGCCGUCAACUGGACAAUCGGUGUUGUCAUGGCAUCGUGGACGGUUUUCGGAACGUCGCAUAUCUCAAGUUCUUGGUCUUGGCGUGUCCCGUAUAUGAUUCAGUUGCUUCCUGCUGCGUACAUCCUAACUGCAGUUCAAUUCCUUCCGGAGACUCCGCGAUUCUUGAUUGCGCAAGGACGAGAGGAUGACGCGAAAGAUUUUCUUAUAAGGUACCACGCUAAUGGGGAUGCUAAAGAUGAGCUGAUCCAACUCGAGUUCGAAGAAAUGAAAGCGUCUAUUGAGCUCGAAAAGGCAGCUCGGGCGGAAAAAUGGAGUAAUAUACUAGCGAUGAAGGGUAACAAGCACCGCCUCUUCCUUGCGGGUCUCAUGACCUUCCUCCCUCAAAUGAAUAGCUCGGCGAUCUUCGACUUUUACUAUACUGUGGUCCUCAAGUUGGUCGGAAUCACGAAGGAUUCCACCAUUACAGGAAUCGCUUCUGGCUUGAGCAUGUCCAGCCUUGUCGCUCAAGUCGCAGGCGUUUUAACACUCAAGCGCUGCCGUCGCCGCCCAAUGGUUCUGUACACAUGGCCGUACAUAAUCGUCUGUCUCGUCGGAAUGACAACCUGCGGGGCAAUGUUUGAAAAGAGCAAUGAGACUAACAGGCAUGCUGGUAUUGCAUCCGUUGCGAUGGUCUGGCUCGUGAAGAUCCCGAGCGGGUUCACGACUCCUUUGUUUUAUUCCUAUCCUGCGGAAAUCCUGACGUAUAGUAUUCGUGGAAAGGGUAUGGCGGUGUGGAAUACAGUUAAUCAGGCCUUGGGAUGUUACAGUGCGUACGUCAACUCGGUUGCUCUGGAUGCGAUGGGCUGGAAAUAUUACUGUGUCUAUAUCCCUAUCCUAUGUGUUCAAUGGGUUCUUGCCUACCUGUUCAUGGUGGAGACCUACGGGUAUACGCUAGAAGAAAUUGCGACCAGUCUUUGA